GGAUGUGCGAGGAGUGCGCGCGCAGGAUGCUGAGCUGUUACAGCUGAUUCUGUGCAUUUAAACAUUAUGGACAGCUGCGUUUCGCAAACCUGGCAUCUAUUUCGGUAUAUAUAGGAAGCAGAAGUCCGUCACCAAACGCUGCGAAAGAAAACGCAUCGGCCUCGCGAUGGAACGUAUUCUUCAUUCACCUGGCAGGACACGGGAAGAGUACCGGUACCAAACGGCACGUCCUUCAUCACAACCCAUCUCGAGGACUACCUUUACCUAUGGCACCACAACCCCACUGAGAGGACAUGAAAUCGUAAGUGAUUUCGGGGCUAAAUCGGUAGAUAGCCUAGAUUUCGCGAACAAACUCGCAGGUGCGAUGCCUGUUAGGAAAGUGAGUGAGAAAGAGUUACUGCAGGGGCUGAAUGACCGCUUCGCAGGAUUCAUCGAGAAGGUUCAUCACCUGGAGAACCAAAACAGAGCACUAGAGAGAGAAAUUGAGGGCAUUAGACUCAAAGCUAAAUCCUCUGCAUCUCUAUCCGAAGAGUAUGAAUGUGAACUGAACGAUCUGCGGCGGCAGGUGCACGAGAUGACGCUUCAAAAGCAUCAGAUAGAGAUAAACCGUCAGAACCUGGAGGACGAGUUCAACACUUUACGAGACAAGUACGACGGAGAGACGCGUGGUCGAGUUGGUGCUCAAGACAACAUCGCGGUGCUGAAGAAAUGCAUCAGCGAUGCCUAUCUAACCAAACAAGAGAUGGACAGGAAAGCAAAAGCACUUGAGGAUGAGAUCAGAUUUCUGAAGGCGAACCACGAGAGCGAGGUGGCAGAAAUGAUGGUCCAGAUGCAGGACAGUCAGGUGAUAGCAGAAAAGAGUGAUUUUAUUAGAAGUGAUCUCACUGCAGCUCUGAGAGACAUCAGGAUGAAGCUUGAAGGUCACACUGCAUCUGACACCAGAUACGCUGAGGAGCGCUUUAGAGCGCAACUCGCCAAACUGACCAAAGCUGCUGAGGUCAACAGAGAAGCCCUCAUGGCAACUAAAGCAGAGAUUCAGGAGCACAGGAGACAGCUGCAGUCCAAGAACAUUGAGCUCGACUCUGUGAAAGGUGUGAGAGAAGCACUGGAGAAGCAACUCUAUGACCUGGAGCAACGCCACAAUGCUGAAAUCCAUCAUUAUCAGGACACAAUAAGAGAGCUGGAAUUCGAGCUAAAAAAUGCUAAAUAUGAAAUGAGCAGCCAUCUCAGAGAAUAUCAGGAUCUUCUCAAUGUGAAAAUGGGACUGGACGCUGAAAUUUAUUCCUACAGAAAACUUUUGGAAGGUGAAGAGUCAAGGUACUCUAUAAUCUCAGAUGCACAUAUUACAGUUCCAUACAUUUAUAGACAGUCACCCAUCUAUACUCUCCCUUGUGUCACAAGGCAGGGGGGAGGUCGCAGAGCAGAGCCUCAGUAUAAAUUUGUUGAAGAGAUCAUUACAGAGACAACCAGAGAAGAUGUGGAAAUUUUGGACACUGGGUCUGAAAAGAGUGGGGAGGGUGAGGGUGACCAACCAGAUGAGGAGAGUGGUGAGAAAGAUACACAUGGUGACGUUUCACAAGAAGUUAAAGAUGAAGAACCAGAAGCAGCGGUGGAGGAUAGUGAUGGGGGGAACCCUAGAGUAGAGCCAGAAGAAGAUGAAGUCACACCAGCUGAGGAGAAAGAUGAUGUAGAAGACAAGCCAGAUGAAAACACGACAGAUGCUUCUGAGCUACAUCAAGACAUGGACACUGACUCUAAACCAACUCGAGAUGAAAUUCUCACAAAAAAUGCCAUUGAAGAAAAAGAUGAAGGAAAAGACACAAAGAACAUACAGCACAAGGAUCUAAAAGAUGAUAUGACUAGAGAAACAGAAAUAGCACAGUCAGAUGUACCUGGAGAAGACAAUGUAAAGAAGACAGAUGAACCAGCUAAAGAGGCAGAGAAAGAUGUGCCGAAAUCAGAUCCGUCGGAAGAGCUGUCAGUAGAAAAAUCUGAUAAAACUGGACCCGAGGAGAAAACUUCUGAGGAGCCGCACAAUCCUGAAACAACAGCACAAGUAAACAAUAAACCCAGUGAGGAGGUUGUUAAGGUUACUUCUCAAGAAUCUGAAGAGGAUGGACACAAAGAUGCUACGGUCACAUCUCAGGAAUCCAAGACCGCAACCACAGCAGACCAAGAGAAAGAAACAACUCCAGUGAAAUCUAUAGAUGUAAACGCUCCCACACUGAGCCCACAGCCAGCACCUGAAAAUACUGAGAAUGGACAAAAGACAGCUUCAGGACAUGAAGAGCACAAGUCAAAGAAUAUAAGUUCCCCAAAAAAGGAGAUUUCAGGGACCGCCAAUAAAGAAGCUAAAAAAUCCGAGCGUGUGGAGAAAGAUCAAGGUGACACAAGCAAAAUAACCGAGGUUGAGAAACCUAUAGAGAAACCCCACGAGAAAAACAAGGAAGAGGAAGAAAAACCAAAGGAAUCCACUAUAAAAGAAGACAGCACAGCUGAUGGACUGAUAGACCGUGGAAGAACGGAGAAAGGAGAAGGUGGCAAAUCAAACGCACCAGAAAAACCGCAGGAGGAACUUUCUAAAGUUGCAGCAGAAAAACCGAAGUCUGAAAUGAAACAGGAGGACAGCAAAGACAGCAGUGUGAAAACAAGCGAAGGAGAAACUAAAGUCACAGACGAGAAGGUUGAUGAAACACAGAGUAAUGGAGCCCCUAAAGCCAAGGAACCAAAGCCGGUGCAAAAAGAAACUCAAGAGAGCGAAGUGAAGAAGCCUGAGAAAGCCGAAGGGGCUGUAAAAACCGAACGACCUCAGACUGACAGUGGAAACACCAAAGAUGUAAAAAGUGAAGAAACUGUCCCAAAAGAAAGCAAACAAGCAGACAGCGGCGCACGUGAAGUGAAGGCCGUAGUAUCUGAUACAACAACCAAACCAGAAGCAAAAGCUCUGGAGAAGACAGAGUGAACAUGGAAGGUCCUGGAGAAACAAGCAAUGCCCUUUAAUGUAUUGUAGACAGAGAAACAAAGACAAUGUGGAAUGCGCAAAUAAACAAACUCGAGGAAUGUAACAUACAUUAUACACAACUGCAUGAUUAUUAGAUAAAGGGACAGUUCACUCAAAAAUGAAAUUCUGUCAUCAUUUACUCAGCCUCAGAUUGAUAGAAACCUGUAUAAAUGUCUUUGUUCUGCUAAACACAAAGGAAGAUAUUUGUAAGAAUGUCAGUAAUCAAACAGAUCUCACCCCCCAUUAACUGCCAUAGUAGGGAAAAUAAAUACCAUGGCAGUCAAUGGGGCAUGAGAUCUGUUUGGUUACUGACAUUGUUCCAGAUAUCUUCAUUUGUAUUCAGCAGAACAAAUACUGUACAUUUAUAGAGAUUUGGAACAACUUGAGGGUGAGUAAAUGAUGACAGAAUUUUCAUUUUAGGGUGAACUGUCCCUUUAAGCAUGAACUUUAGCAAUCUCAAAGUGGGUUUUGGACGCUUGUGUGCACUGUAAGAUGGGUGUACAUAAAGAAUGUGUGAACAAUGAGGAAUGAAUCAUAUAUUUGAUUUUGCUACACCCUUGCCCUGAUCAGCCAAAUGUAUGUAUUAAAAUGAUGCAAUAACAGAAUAAAUAUU
Triplophysa rosa is the source of this 3614-nucleotide messenger RNA. RefSeq names its product neurofilament light polypeptide. Bases 167 to 2962 code for a protein of 931 amino acids. The record is from RefSeq and is a predicted model, not a curated record. Gene Ontology annotation, biological process: neurofilament bundle assembly. NCBI's taxonomy places the organism in Eukaryota, Metazoa, Chordata, Actinopteri, Cypriniformes, Nemacheilidae. Gene Ontology annotation, molecular function: structural constituent of cytoskeleton. Gene Ontology annotation, cellular component: cytoplasm; axon; postsynaptic intermediate filament cytoskeleton. The transcript has 3 exons.